This is a messenger RNA of Cyclopterus lumpus (lumpfish), 9743 nucleotides long. RefSeq names its product StAR-related lipid transfer (START) domain containing 9 (gene stard9). NCBI's taxonomy places the organism in Eukaryota, Metazoa, Chordata, Actinopteri, Perciformes, Cyclopteridae. Gene Ontology annotation, molecular function: microtubule binding; lipid binding; ATP binding. The coding region runs from base 101 to 8941 and encodes 2946 amino acids. The transcript is spliced from 22 exons. The record is from RefSeq and is a predicted model, not a curated record. Gene Ontology annotation, biological process: microtubule-based movement.
AGGAGGAGGAGGGGGGAGGAGGCACUGCUUCAUCCCCUACAGAGACUCAGUCCUGACCUGGCUUCUGAAAGACAGCCUGGGCGGCAACUCCAAGACCAUCAUGAUUGCAACUGUCUCGCCCUCCGCUAACAGUUACAACGAGACCCUUAGCACCCUGCGCUAUGCCGCCCAUGCCAAAAAUAUUGUCAACAAGCCUCGGGUUAAUGAGGAUGCCAGUGUUCGGCUGAUCCGGGAACUGAGAGAGGAGAUUGACAGGCUGAAGAGCAUGCUGCUCAGCUUUGAAAUGCAGCGUAAUCCCAGUCCAUCCCUGAGCGACGAGAGGGAUGGAAAUCUUUCUGACAUCGUGCUACAGAACGAACUAAAGGUGGAGCAGCUGACGAAGGACUGGACGGAGGGCUGGAGAGACAAGAAGGAGCUGCUGAAGCAGUACAGCGUGGACAUCAACCGAGACCGGGCCGGAUUCCUCAUCAACUCCCUCCAACCGCACCUGGUCACCCUCGAUGGAGACGUCCUCAGCACCGGGGUCGUCUUCUAUCACCUCAGGGAAGGAGUUACCCACAUAGGACCUCAGGAACAGUUUGAAAAACCACAAAUAGUUCUGCAGGGCGGUGCCAGCUGUGAGGUUGAAAACCACGGAGGUGUGGUGACGCUCAGGCCGCUGCCGGGUUGCGUCUGUCUGCUCAACGAGCGAGAAGUCGCCGAGCCCUGCAGGCUGGCUCAAGGGACGGUGAUCACCUUGGGAGGAGUGCACAAGUUCCGCUUCAACCACCCAGCCGAGGCAGCCGUCCUCCGGGAACGCAGACGUGCCAGUGAAGGUGGCAUGACCUGCACCUACAUCGACCUUUGCCCCGCGACCCCUGACCACAGUGUCGACGAUGUGAAGCUCCAAGGCCAGCCGGGUGCAUGUCUCUCCCCCAGUGACCAGCCGACUGCGAGGCAGCGUCUGGAGGAGCAGCAGCGCUACGUGGAGAGCUUGCGACAGGAGAUUCAGGCUGAACAAAGGAAGGCUGAGAGAGAGCUGGAGAGGGAGCAGGCCCACCUCCAACAGCAGCACACUGAGAUCCAGCAGUGGAUUACGCAGGAGAAACGCCACCUAACGACUGUAGAGCUGAGAAUCACCCACGAGUCCGGCGUUCAGACGGACCGCAUCCCCUCAACCCUCCCGGAGCGAGAGGCAAGUCGUGUGUCUGAGGAUCAGGAAGGUCGCGCAGUGGUGGAUCAGCCAUCCCGGGUGGUACGGGCCAGGAAGAAGGCGGUGCAGGAGGAGCUGCUCAAGCACCACGCCCUCUGCCGAUCCGAGAGUCGCAUCCGUCGGAGGCAGUUGCACUACCAGCUGGAGAGAAUUGCCCGCAAGCGGCAUCUGUUGGAAGCCAAGAGGGAAUUGCAGCAGCUGGAAAGGGCCCUGCCUCCAGGACCAGACAGCCCAGAGUCUCCUGAUCUGGGCUCCCCUCCAAAGCUCAGAGGAAGAUCGUUUGUUCCUCGCAGACACUCGUUCUCGGCAGAUCUUCUGUCCCGGCUGUACCCACAGAACACUCCUAUCUUCAGACACUUCCUCAAAAGGAACAGAUCCACAGAACUGACGUCGAAUUCCUUCACAGCCUCCAUUUCCAUCGGCAGCAGGAAGUGGGUUUCAGAUGAGUGUAUUCCUCGGGAGAGAACCCAGAGUUGUUCCGGUUCGCUCUCCUCGGGACAAAGUCAAGGCAGCCGGAGAAGAGUAAACUCCUCUGAAAACCUCAGAGCGACGGCCAAAGAGGAGCCCCAAGCUCAGCCCUUCCGGGAACGACCAGAAAGAAAACCUCUGCUGCCAAACCGAGAACUGUCUUUCAAGAACAGAUCGGAUCAGAACUCUUCGGUUACUCUGAAGUCACCGCUCGGAACGACUCUGCAGCCAGUCUGCAAAGAGAUUAUACAAGGAACCACAACGUGCACAAUCAGUUCUCAGAUUGUCCCUUGCACGAAUGAGACGAAUCAACCCCGUGCAGGUAACAACGGACUGGAAACCAUUAGGAAGACUUUCGCUUCUUCUGUUGGGCCCAGGCUAAAAACAGCUCUGUCCAAAGUGUUCAGGAAACCACCAUCAAGUGUGAGUGGAGGACGAAACCCCAAACCUCUGGGGAGGAUGGCAAGCAAAUUUCACUGGAGACAAAGAAGAGGCCGCAGCCUUAAAGACGCCAAGAUGAACCAAAGCCAAUGUGCUGUUAAAGCAGCCGUCUCGUGCGAGGAGCUCGACCAAAGGACCGCGCUUGAGGACCUGAAACAGAAGCGCUGGCAUAGUGCCGAGGCACUGAUGAGCAAGACCAGCAGAUGGGUAGAGAGACAGCGGGGAUUGAAGGGAUGGGAGGAAGAGCCAGAGGACGGAGAUGACGUAAGGUCAGACUGCGAGAGCCUUUUCUCUGUCGACUCUCUGUCCUCUGCUUAUGUGACGGCCCUCGCCAAGCAGCUGAGACGCGAGGAAGCGGCUCAGAGCGAAGCCGAGAGCGAAGGCAGUCAAAUAUCUGAAGACUCCUUGGCUGUGGAGAGCGGUGGGAAAUACUCAACAGCGGAGAAACUUAGCCAGACUUACUCAUCGGUGACAGAACGCUCCCGUUCACCCAUGCGGCACCACGGAACAGCAGAGAUCAGUUUAGACUGGGACGGCAGUCAGAAACCUCAGGUAAUCCCAGUUGAGACGCACUGGAACCAGCAAGGUUCAAGAGACAGUGGUGCCACAACGACGCCUCCUUCCCACAAGUCAUUAGCAGCAGAUUCCAGAGACAAAUUGACAGAGGACUUUGGGAAAAUGCAAUUUGGCCCACGCUCCCUGAGCAGCUGCAGCGUGAGGGAGCCCGACAAUGCGCUGGCGCUCGCCGACGCCUGGUCCUCCGCAGGCGUUCCCAGGACUCACUGGGAUUCUCUGCCUUUCCAAAGAAUAAUAAUGUUCAGAGGCGUACAGAGCAGCAGCGCGACGAGUCCAAUCGGCAUGAACCUCUCGGACUGUCGGAGUGGACGUAGCUCUUCAUCCACCAGCACCGAGGGCGUAAACGGUUCAACGGGUACAUCAGAACUAUUAGAUUCUCAGGUUCUAACACCAGAGGAAGCCCUGAAGCAAGUAGGAUGUUGUGUGGAGCAAGCGGAACCAACAGGGAACGCUGUUAUGUAUUCUCCCGACUGCAUCAAGGGUCCAGCACGCUUACUGAACGUAGAACCUCAAACCGCUUGCGUGUCACCCGCUGAGAUCUACUGCACUGAACAACAAGCCCCACAACUGAAAUUGCUUCAGGUGUUAACGGAUGCACCUGACAUGGCGGUCGUUUACACCGCAAUGUCCUCUGACACUAACAUAUGCACGUCGGGUUGUCAGUCAGUAAUGCAGCUCUCUAAUACUAGCCAAGGUCAAGUAUUAAAAUGUAUGUCUGACCCUGUAAGUGUCCUCAACCCGUCUACUGGAGAGGAAGUACCAUGCGGUCUGGAUGGUGCGACAGAAAAGUUGAAAGAUAUGAACCAAUAUGAGUUUGGGAACGGCGAACAUUUAUCUUGUACGCGGGACAACAUGUCGGAUGAGGCUGAAACCAAAGGAGCUCUGAUUGAGCAGUGCAUUGCACUACAGCAGGAGCUCGUUAAAUCGGCUUUUAAAAACACCAGGAAGAGGAACCAAGACCAGCAGGAUGUGUUCACGGGCAGCUCGAAGAUUCCAAAAAGGAGCAACGGCAGAGACAUGGUAACUUUCUGCUUUGCGGCAGUUGACAAUCGGGAAGAUAUUUGUCCCGGUGACUCAAAAGGAGAACGAUCUGCCGUGGACGCUGACGGCUCCCGAUUUGAGUCCGUUUGUGACGACGGUGGCAUCAGACGAGACGCGGUGGCUUCAGAGGCGUUGCCAGUUUCUGAUCCCAUGAGAAGGCGACUUGGACAGAUCUUUGAGGACUCUGAAUGUGGUGACAGUGGAUCCUCUGCAGGAGAGAGGAAAGUACUUGGAAAGGGAGAUGUAACAAUAGAGGAAGCGGCUGCAGAAACAAAAGAGGGCGAAUUGCCAUUUGAUGAACCCAGAAAACAUCAAGAAAGUAGAAAACACAUAUGCAAGUCGGAUGCCAUUUGUAGCGCCAUUGACCUGAGAAUCUCAGAAGUGGUCAAAGAGCACGUGACAUUGAUUGACAGGAAGGGCAGGAGUCAAAGCAUGUUUGCCUUGUCGUCCUCCGCGUGUCAUUUCAGCUGUAAGAGCGAUGAAAUGGGACGGCAAGAACAAAAGUUGAUGGAUGAAAUGAGCGAACAGGGAAAAAAAGGAGAAAUCCUUGAAGCACGCCUUGCACCUGAAAGGAUGAAGCCUGAAAACAAAGUGGACGCCAGUGAACACCUGGCAUCCGAUCUGUCAGCUGAAUUAGGAACCAGCCACGAGAGCGACGCGCUUCAAUCCGCUGACGUUACACAGAAGAUGGAGCGCGUGCAUAACUUUUCUGCCAAAAACAACAACAACGUCCAAACAAAUAUGACACUCUACAACAGAGAGUCUGAGCACUCCACUGGCAACGCCACUUUGUCCUCGAUUCCUGGUUCCUCCAUUGAUCCUAAAGGAAAGGCCGUGGUGAACGAUGCUUCGUGUCAAGAAACAAAUGGUUCAUGUAAGCAAAAAGUAACUUUGCACCUUAACGCCGUCAUCCACGAUGCGUGCUUGAGUGAAGUGGACACGCGGAGCUCUCUGGACGCCCAAGUACCCAGAGAAACGCCUCCCACCCUGGGUGACGCAACAGAAAACCGUGGCUGUAAACGUGAAGAGGACGUCGGCGUGGAAGCCGCAUCUAACGCUCAAGAUGAUGAAGAUUGUUCGCCCGGGCAGAACUUCCAAAAUAGUCCUCGCACAUCUGGUGCCACACAAUUAUUAUCCGAUGGAGGAAGAUGGAGUAUUUCAUCUAAAAAGGCCAAGGCAAAGAGGUUGAGGAAGACUAAGAUCCAGACUCAUCCCAUGUCCUCCAUCGAGUCCUCUCCCAAGUCAUCGGAUGAGGACGAGGAGAACGACGCGACCACCCGAGUGCAUCACGGCCGGCUCUCGUCGAAGUGGGUGAAGCUCGGCGCUCUGAGUAACGGCAAACAAGAAGUCAGACCGGUCGGGAGUGAAGAUGCAGAUGUGUCGGUGAGCACAUCUAAGAUGAAGAGUAGAAGUGAAGUCAAAGCGAGUAGAGAUUACGCCCCGAAAAGACACUCCUUAGGAGUUAUGUCGCAAAGGACAAAUGUAGAAGAUAUCGUCUUGUGUGCAAAGAAAAGCGAACCGCAGCGGGACUCCCCGAUGCAUUUCGCCUCCAGCGACAUCAACCCUUUCGUUCACCAGCGGCAAGGCGAGGACUCAAACCCACAGUGCUACAAGAACCCCGCGUUCGGGAGUGCCGCAGACCUGUCCUGCAAAUCUCCACUUUUGAACAGCGCCGAGAAGCAGAUAACGAGAUGCUGCAGCGUCGACAACGGUUUGAACGGGCAGAACUCGCCCUUCUGUUCCCAUCUGAGCACUUACGCCACCAGCAAGGGGCUCUCCAGUACGCUCAGCAGUAUGGACGACGACGAGGAACAAGGGAACAAAACCUCUCGGCUCUCGAGUCGACAAGCGUCUGUCGGUCAUUUAGAAAAUCUGACGGCGACCGACGGUUCUUUAAGCAACAGCUGUGGCUCCAGUCGGAUGAAUGAAGUUAUGCUUGCGUACACGUCUGAGAAAGAGUCCCAGGGAAGCAAAGUACCAGCUCAAAGGAGGAGGACUUGCGAGUAUGGCACUCAAACUGAGCACGGCCUUCAGACGGUAACCGGCAGUGGUGCUCCACAGAGGAGAGAGCGGCACAAAAGGAGUAACACUGAUGUACCCGCUACACAGAAAGCCAGAGUGGGAAUAAAAGAGUCUCCGACGUGGGCCAGUAUGGAGAGCAUGUCGGCUCACCUCUCAAAGCUGAUUGGCAGCACCUCGGACCUGCUGGGGGACGUCCAGGAAAUGAGAACGGGCGAAGUCUCCAAGUCCAGUCCGAAUCGCAGCGUCCACGCGUCGAACGUCGGCGUCUCUCACAGCGAGUCUGGCGACGACACGCAGAGGGACUGCUCAACGCAAACGGCCGUCGACGUCGGCAUCCAGACGUCGGGGUCUUCGGCGCCGGCCGCGGAGGGAGUCGCCGCUCAUCGAACGCCCGGCGAAAGGUCCAACUCGCACGAGGUCAAUGUGAUCGUCAAAGUGAUCGGUUCUGAGGUUGUCGACGUGUCCCGAGACAAGACCGCGCACCGCCUGAGUACAGAUGACCAGAUGCAGAGCAGGCCUGACCUGAGCUUCAACACCUCUGCCUCCCAAUCGGAGAACAAAGCACCUCCCGUGAAGACGCCGGGCGAAUGUCAACGACACGUAAGAUCUGCUUCUUCGCGAUGCUCGAAGCAAAGCACGCUCGAGCCGCCGCCGGGUCACAAAAGUGUUCCGACAUCCGAAGUCUCUCGCAGGUCGUCGCAAAGCGGCCACCGAGAAAAGCCCCGUCCCUUUUUAAGAAGCGACCCGACGCUCUGUUUAAAGAAACGAGCGACGUACACGGACCGCGCGUCCUCUCCCAUUCGUACUGUGGGAACAAGUUUACGCGUGAAGCCGAGAGGAAACUGCGAGUCUGAGAGCGACCGCCUCGCCGCGUCUUCUAGCAAACGAUCCGCUCGCGCAACCGCCUCAGAGGACGAGCAAAGACGCGAUUGUGACGCGUCCUCUCGUGCAUCAGAAUCCGUAUCACUUGAGAAGGUGAGUGAAAUGAGUUGCUCUGUGAGCGUUGGUGCAUCACUGGGUAGAUACACAGACACUGAUGUUGCCUAUCGCGACUCCAAACGCCAGAGUUCCUCUCAGCAGUGGAGGACUUCUCCUUCAACAAAUGGUUUCACUAUGCGGAGCCACAUCUCUCCCAUCUUAAGACCAGCUGACGUGCACAAACCGCAGGCUAAAGCCACACAUGGAACAACGUCAAGCUAUUCCCGGCGUGCAGUGGAUUCUGUAGAUCGUUGCGUUGACUCGCACAAUCCAUCCCCGGUGAGCAACGGGACAGUUGAGCUCCAAGAGGACGACGCGGUGUCACUGGCGCUCAGCGAGUGCAACACGGACGUCCUGAUGAACAUCGAACCCGUCACCGGCACGGCGUCCCCGUCUCAACGCUGCCGAGCGGCCCCGGAGGACCUGCCCAUGCACAACAAGUUCACCAACUGGUCGGGCGUCAACCUUCAGCGACCGAAACACCCCAACAAGCCGGGCACACAUGACGACGACGACGACGAGUGGGGCGAGACGGAGAGUUCCGGCUCGAUCGUGGAGUCCGACAGACGGGCCAGAGAGAUCGAGAGGCUGCGACAGGAGAGGGAGCAGGUGAUGGCAACGGUCAGCCUCAACGUGAACCCGAGGCCGCUGACUGUGGAGCUGACGGAGGCCAAGCUCCACUACGGCCUCGGGGAGACGGACACACUGUUAAAGAUGCUGUCCCCGAGGACCAGAGGCCGGCUGGAGGCGCCGACCGCCGCGUCUACAAAACAGCGGCUGUACGAUAAACACCGCAGGAGCAUUGAGGGUUUGAGGCAGGAGAGGGAGGAGCGUCUCCAGACUCACCAGAGAGCUCGGAGUCUGAGUCCCGGCCAACAUCCUCGCUCAUCUCCACAAGAGGCGGGUUCCUCCUCCGAGGUGUCUGCCGCCACACCCGGUGGGCGUAAAGAGUACCUCCAACAGCUCCGCCAAGAGGUGAUCGAUGGCACCAGAGUACCAGACCCCCGAAGAGGAGAAGGCCGCUGUCCAUCCGACAUCGAGCAGCUGUUGCGGGACUACGGCCGAGCCCGAGAGGAGGCCAGGACGGAGAUCGCAAAGGCAAGAGAGCGACUGCGAGAAAGGACCGAGCAGGAGAAGAAGAGGCUCCAGCAGCAGUCCCUGUCUCAGGAAGUCACGGAGGACCUGAGACAUCGGACAAGAAUCAGCAGCAGCACUUUGUGCACCGGGUCCAGCCUGAGUCUUUCCUCCGGACCGACGUCGGGGUACAACAGCGGAAACACGCUGCAGCGCGGCAACAGACCGCUCCUGACUGGACAGAUCCCAGGGUUCCAGGACGAGGGGCCGAAGGUCAGGACGCGUCCGCCUGUAUCUGGUCCUCAAAGUGUGAAGUCCCAGAGAGCCUGGCUGUCUGCCCACGACGUCCGCCUCGAGCCUCCUGUCGCCUCGUUCGAGCCCCUGAUGACUUCCUCUCCGUCGCCCUCAACUCGCGGGCGUCAACGCACCGCCUCCUUCGGCUCCUCCUCUUCCAUAUCCACGACCUAUCAGGACAUCACGUCUAGUCUCCUCGGCCGCGCUCUGGCUGAGGUGCGACUGGCUUCUUCUGGGGAUUUGAGCAACCUGCUAAUGAGCAAGACCACAGCAGGCUGGAGUUACCAGGGAGAAGAGCGAGGCGUACGGGCUUACUACAAGCCCUCCUCCAGCCCGUCGGUCCAUGGGUUCCUUGGAGCCGGGGAGCUGGACAGACCUCUGGACGGUCUGUGGACCGCAAUCUGCCGGCUGUCCAAGAGCCACAUGUACAACCGGUCCGUCCGUUCUGUGUGGACGCGACCACUAGAUGACAGCACUCAGCUGGUUUACGUACUAACGGAUCCGUCCACCUGCCACCUCAGCCAGCCGCGGGACUUCUGCUGCAUCAGCACCGAGUCCAGACAGGCCGGCUUGUGCGUGCUGGCCAUGCAGUCCGUGUUCGAGGAGUCUCUGCCUCGUCCCAGCGUGGAUGCCGUCCGCGGGGAGAUGAUGCCCAGUUGCUGGAUCCUGCAGCCGAUUAGACGCGGCGGACGGGACGCCACCAGGGUCGUCUACCUGCUACAGGUGGACUUGGGAACUCCGUCCUUCCCUCACCGACUGUCGAACACCGUCGCCAGAAGACACGCGGCCGUCAUCGCCGAUCUCGACGUUUUACUCGCCGAAUCCACGGGAGUCAUGGCGACGCAUCAGCAGUGAGCACUUGGACUGAACUGUCUCCUGCACGGAGUUGGUCUGUCCUUUUGAAUUUGCACCUGAAAUUCAUUUACUUGACUUUUUUAUUUUAUUUUUUAUUCUAAGAGCACUGUUCUAUUAUUUCCCAGUAACAAAGAUGAAGCUUUUUCUUUUUUUAUAUAUAUAUAUAUAUAUAUAUAUAUAUAUAUAUAUAUAAAGAUAUUUUUUGAUAAAAUAUUGAGACUGUAUUUUUAUAUUUGCGAUGUACAUGAAUACAUGUAACAAUCAUAAUCCUAUUGUACCAAAGAUGAAGUCCAAGGGAAUGACUUGCUGUGACACAUUUAGUGUUCUGCGUUUAGGUUUAAACGGCUUAAUAAUUAAUUAUCCUCGACCGCAAAGCGAUCCCACGUUAUCGCUUCAUCAACGUGACGAAACGGGUUUAAAAUAAAUUGAGUCGCCGCCAUUUAAGUCCAUUAAUAUUGCUUUCUAUAUUGUUAUGUGGACAGACAAAUAUGUCAACGUCAACAAGGUCAACAUCACAGCUGGAAAACCUUGUUUUUUUAAAAAUAAAAUAAAAUUUAAAGAGUCCCAUCAACAGAUAAUAAAAGUUGCAUUGAUUUGAUGUGUAUUUACUACACAAGUGUGUUUACGUUCUAUCUAUCUAUGAUGGAUGGAUAAAUAGAUGCAGCCAGCUCUGUUGUCACGGUGACGGGUUAUACAAGAGGCAGUAACACUUUGUUCCAUAUCUGGGUCAAGCAGGUUUUUUUGCAAAUAUUUGCAUGUAAAUGCUUCGUUUCAUCCUACUUGGAUAGAUAAUGAGGGGGGG